GAUCUGGUCGGGGAUUUGGUAGCCGAACAUUUGGUGAAACUACUCGAGUGACCGGUUCCUCCAAAUAGUACGUCUGCUAGAAAAGUCUAGUUAGAUAUACCAUUUAGCAUCGAAGGUAUGCCUGGUACUGGCCAGCUCCUCCGCCGCGAGUCCGUACUCUUUGUUACCGUGGCUAUGGAGUACCUUCACCAACUAGACAGUAGUUCGACAAACCCUCUCCACUCAUACCCACCGUCUACUCCAUACCUUCACAUCUGCAGAAACUUUUCCGUGGCGCCCGCUUUGACAUUCCCUGAAGGGCAGAAGCCACCGCGCCCUUCGUCUCGCUGUCAUUCAAAGGGCGUGACCGGGGGAGCCAAUCAUCUCUUCUAUCUGCUUUUUUUGAGAUGCUAUAUAGAACUGCCGACCAGUUACUGAAAAAUGUUAAUUCAAUUGUUGGCUAAUAAAGUCGUAUUGACUAUGGACUGUUCUCUCUUACUUUGAUUCAUCCUGCGUUGACCCACUAUCAACUGGCUCC
This is a messenger RNA of Penicilliopsis zonata CBS 506.65, 517 nucleotides long. RefSeq lists its product as hypothetical. The coding region runs from base 118 to 417 and encodes 99 amino acids. The transcript is spliced from 3 exons. NCBI's taxonomy places the organism in Eukaryota, Fungi, Ascomycota, Eurotiomycetes, Eurotiales, Aspergillaceae. The record is from RefSeq and is a predicted model, not a curated record.